UCAGUAGAAAUCUCUACACAAAUCCGAGUAUUGGUUUCCUUGAAGCGAUCCACGAAAUCGUGGGAUCACAGAAGAAAAAAAAAGGCAAGGCUGAAGUCACACAUGCGAGCAUCUUCGUGAAAUCAAAUAGUAGAAAACUUGCCAAAGACGUGGCAAUUCUUUGUAAGAACCUGAACUUGUAGGUACUUAAAACCGUUUCAGCCGUGGAUCGCCUAAACGAGAGUGGUCAAACGGCGGUGUCGAAACCCCGGAAAUCCCGUCGUAAGAAGCCAAAAAACGCGGCCGCCAAUUCCAAGGCAAAAGCUAUGGCAACUCCUUGCGGCGAACAUCGAAAAGAAAUCCAAAAGUGUAAUGCUCAGACAGGAAGCCAAGUGGUGAACCAAUGUUCUAUGUCAACAAUUCAAAAUCAAACUACCUCAACGGCACCCAUGCGACCCAGAUCUCUUUACACGGCGCACAGUUAUCACUCGCAGACAGAUGAAACUAAUUUUCAGCGAUACAGUGAAUUUUCCAAAUAUUUCGAAGCACCUCCGUCAGAACAGUGGGGCGGACUGGCUGGUGCAACAGCAUAUUCUAAUUCAACAGGAUUUUGGCGGCAACCACGUAAUUGUAAAACGAUUGCACCGUUCUAUGAGGAAUCGUGUGUCUAUGCAGAAAACUGGCGUGAACAUGACACUGAUGCUGCGAUCGUUACAACACCGCAUGGUACAAUUUCUCUGAGACUUCAUAAUAGGAUUCGGGUUGACAUGACGAUCGAUCGUGCAGUUAGAGUAAUCAAUCUUAAGAAUAACAUUGUACUAUCGUUGAGUGGUUCUGGAUCAACUGCAGCAUUAUUACAUCCAAAUGGAAGAAUAUAUCAGUACGGUUCGCGAGUUGAAAUCUUGGCCCACGAUGCCCACGGCAAUAACAAAUAUGCAAAGAUGUGGUAUAAAGGAGUCAGCUUUACUUCAGAGCAGUGUGCUCUUGUGUAUUUAGUUGAUACGGCAGGGACGAGAACAACGACAGAUUCAUUUUCAGACAUGAGCCAGGACUUUUCUUUAAGCGUUUUUUACUCUCGUUCUCGUCAUGGUUCAGCAUGUUUGCAAGAAGCUGCAGCUGCAUUAAAUGCUGCUCAAUAUUGGUUGACCAAUGAGGGUGUGGAAAACUGGAUUGUUAAUAAUGUUCGAGUUUCACAAACACCUGAUGGUCUUGUUAGGAUUGCACGUAACAGUAACAAGUAUCAAUUACGUACGUCACCUAGUAAUGGAACAGCUUCAUUGACAACGCCAUUUUUACAUUGUACCGCAUCCCUGGGUCAGACGUCUCAUCUUUUUGUACGUCGAGGUGAACGACGCAUGCACUACGAUGGAACCAGUUUUAUCGUACGAAAUGCAGGUCACAGUGCUGGAUUUGAUGAUAAUAAUCAACUAAAAGUUUAUUAA
This is a messenger RNA of Osmia lignaria (orchard mason bee), 1421 nucleotides long. The record is from RefSeq and is a predicted model, not a curated record. NCBI's taxonomy places the organism in Eukaryota, Metazoa, Arthropoda, Insecta, Hymenoptera, Megachilidae.